UAUAAAUCCCUACGCGGGGGUCGGCCGCCAUUGUGCUGCGGGACAGGCCGCAGCCGCGAGUCUUUGGGGUGCUGGUUCAGGUUUUUGUCCCAUCUUCCGUCUUCCUUUCCCUUCCCCCCCUCUCUCCUUUUUUAGGUACGCCGAGAUGCCGCGCGUCUACAUCGGCCGCUUAAGCUACCAUGUUCGGGAAAAGGACAUCCAGCGCUUCUUUAGCGGCUAUGGCCGCUUGCUCGAGGUCGAUUUAAAAAACGGCUAUGGCUUUGUGGAGUUCGAGGAUUCCCGGGAUGCGGAGGACGCCGUUUACGAGCUGAACGGCAAAGACUUGUGCGGGGAGCGGGUGAUUGUAGAGCACGCCCGCGGCCCCCGCCGAGACAGGGACGGCUACAGCUACGGCAGCCGCAGUGGAGGAUAUAGCAGUCGGCGGACAUCAGGAAGAGAUAAAUAUGGACCACCAGUUCGUACAGAAUUCAGAUUAAUUGUUGAAAACCUCUCUAGUCGCUGUAGUUGGCAGGACUUGAAAGAUUUCAUGAGACAAGCUGGUGAGGUGACCUAUGCGGAUGCUCACAAAGAACGCACAAAUGAAGGAGUAAUUGAGUUUCGUUCUUACUCUGACAUGAAGCGUGCUAUGGACAAAUUGGAUGGUACAGAAAUAAAUGGAAGAAAGAUAAGGCUGGUUGAAGAUAAGCCACGAUCUAGCCAUAGACGAUCUUAUUCUGGCAGUAGAUCAAGGUCACGUUCAAGAAGGAGAUCACGCAGUAGAAGUCGUAGGAGCAGCCGCAGUAGAUCCCGUAGUGUUUCAAAAAGCAGGUCACGCUCUAAAUCUAGGUCUCGCAGCAAAGAUCGUUCACGUUCCAGAUCUAAAAGUCGGAAGUCAAGAUCAAAGAGCAAGUCUAAGCUGAAAUCUGACCGAGAGUCACGGUCCCGCAGCAGAUCCAAAGAGAAGUCUGAAAAGUCUCGCAGCAGAUCUCGGUCUGCAUCUCAGUCUCCCAAAGAAAAUGGUAAAGGAGAAGCAAAGUCUAAAUCCAGAUCGAGGAGUAGAUCUCAUUCCAAUUCACCAUCACAGCACCAACCUGCCAAGGCUCAAUCAGAGUCCCCACCACAGAGGGCUGCGUCACGGUCACGAUCGCAUUCAAAGUCACGUUCACGAUCUAGUUCACGAGAUUAAGACUAGAACUCUCUUUCUUUGCACACAAUUAUGGAACGCUCGUAUGCCAGGCCAUGAGUCUUUUUUAUGUUAGUAUUGCAAAAAUUGGUCUGUUUGCUUGUGGGAGGGGGAAUGGCCUAAAAACCAAGUAAUAAGGCAAAGAUUUGAAUGGUCUAAAACUUUUCUGGAAAAUGUGGUUGUACAGAGAGGGGCAGAAAUUUCUUUUGUAGGAAUUAGGGUAAUUUUUUUAAAACAAUGUCUCAGCAGAAGUGAUCUGUUGCAGAGUAGGAAAUGAGUUUUAUAUAAAAACUGAAUACAGAAGGUUUCUGGGGGGAAAUUCUUCCUUAAUAUUCAAUCCACAAAUUACGAAUUUAGUGUAAUGGUCUUUGGCUUCAAAAUGUGCAGAAAACAAGUCAGAGAUACUUGUAAAACUGAUUAAAAUUUGAGAAUUAGAGUUGGAACACUUUUCGUGUGUUGUACCUUAACUUGCCAAACUUAACAUCUUUGCUCCUUUCUUACCUUGUGAUGAUCGACAAGCUAAUAAAAUUGUCGUCUCUGUCCUUGCA
Heteronotia binoei (common prickly gecko) is the source of this 1710-nucleotide messenger RNA. It is a transcript of the gene SRSF6, whose product is annotated as serine and arginine rich splicing factor 6. Gene Ontology annotation, molecular function: mRNA binding. Gene Ontology annotation, biological process: alternative mRNA splicing, via spliceosome; mRNA splice site recognition. Lineage: Eukaryota; Metazoa; Chordata; Lepidosauria; Squamata; Gekkonidae. Gene Ontology annotation, cellular component: nucleus; cytoplasm; ribonucleoprotein complex. The coding region runs from base 146 to 1165 and encodes 339 amino acids. The record is from RefSeq and is a predicted model, not a curated record. The transcript has 6 exons.